Molecule: messenger RNA, 2279 nt
Organism: Astyanax mexicanus (Mexican tetra)
Lineage: Eukaryota; Metazoa; Chordata; Actinopteri; Characiformes; Acestrorhamphidae
Gene: btbd9
Product: BTB (POZ) domain containing 9
Exons: 11
Coding region: 212-2026 (604 amino acids)
Biological process (GO): circadian behavior; modulation of chemical synaptic transmission; adult locomotory behavior
Molecular function (GO): protein binding
Source: RefSeq, a predicted model, not a curated record
UGCGGGCCGGGUUCAGUGUUGUGUAAGACAGUAGGAAUGUUUUAGCUGUUAGCUCCGGAGUCUGGGGAUAAUAUGUGUGAUAUAGUGAUUUAUAAAGCUUUAAUAAACCCCGUGCUGCUGUUGUGAGCGCCGUACUGUAACUGGGAACCAGUCCGAACAGGUCUGAGACCUGGGCUUCUCUUGGAUGUGACCCCAAUCCCAAUUGGUGGCCAUGAGUGACAGCCACCCUCUCCGACCGCUGAGCUCCGCAGCUGAGAUCGACCACCUGCACCUACUCUCCGAGCAGUUGGGCGCAUUAGUGCCAGGUGAAGAGUACAGUGAUGUCACCUUUGUGGUGGAGGAGAAGCGAUUUCCUGCACACAGAGUGAUUCUGGCAGCUCGCUGUCAAUACUUCAGAGCUCUGUUGUAUGGCGGGAUGAGGGAGUCUCACCCUCAGGCUGAGGUGCGUUUGGAGGAGACUCAUGCAGAAGCUUUCUCCAUGCUCCUGCGGUAUCUUUACACCGGCAGAGCCAGCCUGAGCGACGCUCGAGAGGAAACCCUGCUGGACUUUCUAGGCUUGGCGCACCGCUACGGCCUCCAGCCCCUGGAGUCCUCCACCUGUGACUUCCUGCGUACGCUGCUAAACACCAGAAAUGUGUGCUUGAUAUUUGACGUGGCCAGCCUGUACUGUCUGAGGGAUUUGGCUGAGGCCUGCUGUGCCUACAUGGACCGCCACGCUGUAGAGGUGCUGGAAACGGACGGCUUCCUUUCCCUUUCAAAGACUGCGCUCCUAACAGUAGUCAGGAGAGACUCGUUCGCUGCCAGCGAGAGGGAAAUCUUUCAGGCACUCUGCCGCUGGUGCAGACACAAUGGAGACGGAACAGCCUCACAGGAAGUGAUGUCAGCUGUGCGGCUGCCCCUGAUGAGCCUGUCUGAGAUGCUGAACGUGGUUCGUCCGUCCGGCCUCCUCAGCCCAGAUGACCUUCUGGACGCCAUACAGACGCGCUCAGAGAGCAGAGACAUGGACCUGAACUACCGCGGCAUGCUCAUCCCAGAGGAGAACAUUGCCACUAUGAAGCAUGGAGCUGUGGUGGUGAAGGGCGAGCUGAAGUCUGCUCUGCUGGAUGGAGACACUCAGAACUACGACCUGGACCACGGUUUCUCCAGACACCCCAUAGAGGAGGAGGGCCGAGCCACUGGCAUCCAGAUCCGCCUGGGCCAGCCCUCCAUCGUCAACCAUAUUCGGAUGCUGCUGUGGGAUAAAGACAGCAGAUCCUACUCCUACUACAUCGAGGUCUCUAUGGAUGAGCUGGACUGGGUGCGUGUGGUGGAUCACUCCAAGUUCCUGUGUCGCUCAUGGCAGAACCUCUAUUUCCAAGCACGUGUCUGCAGGUUUAUCCGUGUGGUUGGGACGCACAACACUGUCAACAAGGUCUUUCAUUUAGUGGCUCUGGAGUGCAUGUUCACACAGCGAUCUUUCAUCUUGGAGAGUGGCCUUCUUGUCCCCAGUGAGAACGUUGCGACAGUACAGGCAUGCGCGAGUGUGGUGGAAGGAGUGAGCCGCUGUCGCAAUGCCCUGCUGAAUGGGGACACCAACCACUAUGACUGGGACUCGGGCUACACCUGCCACCAGCUGGGCUCGGGGGCUGUCGUCAUCCAGCUGGCUCAGCCUUACAUGCUCAACUCCAUGCGGCUGCUGCUGUGGGAUUGUGAUGAGAGGAGUUAUAGUUACUAUGUGGAGCUGUCCACUAACCAGCAGCAGUGGGUCCGAGUGGUGGACCGCACCCGAGUCGCCUGCAGGUCAUGGCAAACGUUACGCUUUGAGCGACAGCCUGCUUCCUUCAUUCGCAUUGUGGGUACGCACAACACAGCCAAUGAGGUUUUUCACUGUGUGCACUUUGAGUGUCCGAUUCAGCUCGACAGAGACGUCAAAGAAGGCAGUCCCGGACCGGACCCAUCCGACCUGGACUACAGUUCCCAGCAUGCUCAGCAAUCCCGUCCUCAGGGCCUGCCCCAGAGACCCUCCACAUCAUCUUUGCACUCAUAAUAAUGUGAUUUAUUGUUCAGCUGUUUGCUCAGACAUGCACAUUUAUAACGAAGCACCUGAGGCACUCGCGUAUUCAGUUUGUGUUCUAGCGUUUUAUGUGUUGCUGUUGUGUAUAUAAGAGAGUUACGGUGAUGGCAAUGAAGAUUUUAGUAUUUAUUAAGCAGAUCGUAAAAAUCAAACGUGAAUCAAACUGAAAAUUUCUUUACAACUGAUUGUGAGUGAUUAAACUCAAUUAAAAACUGUGAGAAUUUUA